Messenger RNA from Racocetra persica, 129 nucleotides. The record is from the annotation of a GenBank genome assembly. NCBI's taxonomy places the organism in Eukaryota, Fungi, Glomeromycota, Glomeromycetes, Diversisporales, Gigasporaceae.
AUGUCAUCCGAGCUUGAAGUAUUGAAACAGCUGUUUGAUGCUGAGAGAGUUGAACUUAUGUGUAUAAUUGCUGAAACUCUAAAAAUGACUAAAGAAGAAAGAAUGAGGCGUGCUGUCAAUUUCACAUAA